Molecule: messenger RNA, 618 nt
Organism: Brugia malayi
Lineage: Eukaryota; Metazoa; Nematoda; Chromadorea; Rhabditida; Onchocercidae
Gene: Bma-mdf-2
Exons: 5
Coding region: 1-618 (205 amino acids)
Biological process (GO): mitotic spindle assembly checkpoint signaling
Cellular component (GO): cytoplasm; kinetochore; nucleoplasm
Source: RefSeq, a predicted model, not a curated record
AUGGCUACGGCUAUUAAAACUCGUGAUGUUAUUUGUCUCAAAGGAUCUGCCCAACUUAUUCAGGAAUUUUUUCAUUUCGGUCUUAAUAGUAUCCUUUACUUGAGAGGUUUAUAUCCCGCAGAUUCUUUCAAACGGGAAAAGAAAUAUGGACUCACCAUGCUCGUUACUAAUAAUCCGGCCUUGCAGCAGUAUUUGACGCCACUCCUUGAACAAGUCAAAUACUGGUUGGAAAACAAGAAGUUAAGGAAACUGGUUGUUGUUAUUUCAAAUAUACAGACUAAAGACAUACUGGAGCGAUGGCAAUUUGACAUUGAAACAGAUGCAGUUAUUCAGCAAGACAGUGAAAACUCGACGAAACAAAAGGAUGAAAAGAAGAUCAAACAAGAAAUAGCUGAUGUCAUCAGGCAAAUAACAGCUUCGGUAACGUUUCUACCGUUGCUUGAAGCACCGUGUUCGUUUGACGUGCUAAUUUAUACAGGUAAAGAGACGGAUACACCGGAGGACUGGACAGAAAGUAAUGCAUGCAUAAUUAAUGACGCUGAGCAAGUACAACUCCGUUCUUUUUCAACGGCUGUACAUUCAGUGCAUACGCAAGUGUCUUACAAACCCUGCUUGUGA